CCGAUCUUGCGGGCUCCAGCUCUCGUCCCUCUCAGUUGUCCCUGCGGCCCCCACAGGCCAUGCUGUGGUUAUGCUUCAGGCUGAUGGGAGUAACUCUAUUAUCAUCGUUGGCGGGGCGAAUAUGUCUUGUUGGCCCGACCCCCUUCGGGGUCAGGAUCUUGAGCUUCUUAGCAAGGCUGCUGUGUUGUUAUUGCAGCGAGAGGUACCUGAUCGUGUCAAUGUGCUCGCCGCUAGGGCAGCGAAGAAGUCUGGCGUUCCGGUGAUACUAGAUGUGGGAGGGGUGGAAUCACCUAUUCCAAAGGAGCUCAUGGAUUGUGUCGAUAUCUUGAGUCCGAAUGAGACGGAGCUGGCAAGACUCACAGGCAUGCCAACGGAGUCGUUUGAAGAGAUUGCUGGAGCUGUGGUCAAGUGCCAUGAAAUGGGUGUCAAGCAAGUCCUAGUAAAAUUGGGGGCAAAAGGAUCGGCCUUCUUUGUUGAAGGAGAGGAACCAAUUAGACAACCAAUUAUUCCUGCAGCAUUGGUUGUUGAUACCACCGGAGCUGGUGACACCUUCACUGCUGCAUUUGCUGUGGCUCUUGUGGAGGGAAAGCCCAGAAGAGAAUGCUUGAAGUUUGCUGCUGCAGCAGCUUCUCUGUGUGUACAAGUGAAGGGGGCUAUCCCCAGCAUGCCUGAAAGAAAAGCAGUCGAGGAGCUUCUUGAAUCUCUCUAAUAGCCAGAUAUCAUCAUGCAGUUUUGUGGUUGAUGUAAAGAAAUAAACACUAUUACUCUGGUGAUAAGGUCAUGAUUUUGGCAUUCAUACUUUUUGUCUUUGGUGUGAACUUGAAGUCCAAAAGGCAUUAUAUUGGAAGGGUAGGGAGGCUUGAAGUUGUUUAGAAAAGGCGAGAUAAUCGUUGGCCAUAUUAAUAAAACAGAGAACAUUUAUUUUAGUUUUCUAAGGAGUUAGAUAAUGUUAUGAGUCUUAUUGUGACUUGAUGCUCAAUUUUCUAAGAGUUACAGAGAGAUGACGUAAUUAGUCUCAUUGUGGCCUGAUGCCAGGUUUUUCUAAGAGUUAUAGAGAGGAAAUGUAAUUAGUCUCACUGUGACUUGAUAAGGAGUACAAAAUCUGAUGAUUGUAUGGUAACAUUUAUUUUGAA
Molecule: messenger RNA, 1133 nt
Organism: Asparagus officinalis (garden asparagus)
Lineage: Eukaryota; Viridiplantae; Streptophyta; Magnoliopsida; Asparagales; Asparagaceae
Product: ribokinase
Exons: 4
Coding region: 71-709 (212 amino acids)
Molecular function (GO): kinase activity
Source: RefSeq, a predicted model, not a curated record